UAUUCCCACUGCCUGGAGUGAACUACCAACAAGGGCUCCGACUGUCAACGGAGGAUGUCUGUGGCGCAGCGCAGAGAAAUGAUUUAAACCUAUUCAAGAUACAUGUAGCAACUGUAAAAGAGUUGUUGUCGCAUCAGUGUAAAGAGCUCAUCAGUUUGUUUGUUAUUAGCAAUUGGAACAGAUAUAACAUUUACACAAAUUGCCAUACAACAUCACCGUGCGCUGACGGACAAUUACGCGCAGAAGUUGCGUUGCGUAAUCAUGAUAAUCAUCGCGGAUGGCUGUGUUUCAUGUUCUUGGAUUAUGCGUACAAGCUUGUAAUGAUACCUGGUCAUCGCCUUUCCUUCGUCUACAGUGGAGAAGAAAAGUAACAAAGGGACGCACAUGAUGAGAAGCGCGGGGUUGUUGCUUGGCUACUUUUUGGUGAAAGUUCUUGUAUGCGACGCGGAGGGGGAGCCAGGGCAGAAGCUGGACGGCUUUAUUAUGGUACCAACGGGUACCAACGAGUCAAAAUUGAACAGAGAGAAUAGUGUUUCGGAGAGUCCGCAUACAGAGGACAGGUGCCGGGGUUAUUACGAUGUGAUGGGCCAGUGGGAUCCGCCGUUUGUGUGCCAGACGGGCAGUUACCUGUACUGCUGCGGGACCUGUGGCUUCAGAUUCUGCUGUGAGUUUACAAGCUCGCGGCUGGACCAGACKACCUGCAAAAACUAUGACACCCCGCCGUGGAUGAUGACAGGCAGACCCCCGCCUAAGAAAAAAGACCCCACUCACGACCCCACAAAGGAUAAGACAAACUUAAUUGUGUAUAUAAUAUGUGGAGUUGUUGCCAUAAUGGCCCUCGUUGGGAUUUUCACAAAACUUGGACUUGAAAAGGCGCACCGUCCACACAGAGAAAACAUGUCAAGGGCUCUAGCCCAGGUGAUGCGCCAGCCUGGUCCAGGAGAACACUCAGAAGACAUUGGAGUGCAUGGACAGCACUAUGACAAUAUGCAAGCCAACAGGGUACCUGCUAACAGUCUCCAGGCUAACCAGAUGAACAGUGUGGGUCCAGGAUCAUCACUAAUGCCAGGCUUAGGGUCUCCUCCCCACCCUUACCCUUCCAUGGGACAGAUCACUAGCCCUUAUGAGCAACAGCAACCUGGGAAAGAGCUCAAUAAGUACGCCUCCCUCAAGGCUGUCGCGGAGAAGGUUAAUGACAACUUCUACACCAACCGGCGGCACAUGGCAGAGAUGGCAGCCAAGGGCAGUCUCCCUAUGCACCCGAUGCAUCGCAUAGAGCAGGAGCCCAGCAACCCCUACAGCCCUCCCUUACAGCCUUCCCUAAAGCAGAACGGACACAAGUCCAAAAGCACCAAGGGCCACAGCAGCCACAGCAGCAGCUCCCAUACCCUGGCCUAUGGCUCCAACACAAUCGCCAACCCGGGGAUGCAGAAGAACUGGGACGGCUCAGAGACGGUGGGCCGCCGGCAGAGCCACGGCACUAAGAAACACUGCACCAUAGAGCAGGUGAACGAGAUGCACAGCACCUCGCGCAGCCAGCACUACAUGCCCCCGCAGCCCUACUUUGUCAGCAACAGCAAGACAGAAGUGACUGUCUGAUCUGAGAGCCCACUCCACCACCAUAACCACUAUAACCCCAGCUGCGAGAGAGAGAGAGAGAGAGAGAGAG
Messenger RNA from Salvelinus sp. IW2-2015, 1669 nucleotides. Its product is annotated as protein shisa-9B-like. Lineage: Eukaryota; Metazoa; Chordata; Actinopteri; Salmoniformes; Salmonidae. The transcript has 4 exons. Gene Ontology annotation, cellular component: postsynaptic membrane; AMPA glutamate receptor complex; postsynaptic density. The coding region runs from base 385 to 1599 and encodes 404 amino acids. Gene Ontology annotation, biological process: regulation of AMPA receptor activity; regulation of short-term neuronal synaptic plasticity. The record is from RefSeq and is a predicted model, not a curated record.